This is a messenger RNA of Physella acuta, 1876 nucleotides long. RefSeq names its product mucin-2-like. Lineage: Eukaryota; Metazoa; Mollusca; Gastropoda; Physidae. The record is from RefSeq and is a predicted model, not a curated record.
AGUUCGUGAUGUUGCCGGUCAGCGGAUGAGUAGUGACGUGAUGGUGGCAUGUGUUAUUUUACAUCCUACUCCACAGUGACAUUGUUGUUAUAGUUGUGUAUUCAGGGUGUUAUUGUUGUGUCGAAAACGUUUAAAGUCGAAAACAAUAUAUUUAUGGAUUAUAUAUUGUGCUAUAUCACUGGGUAUACUUUUCAGAUAUUGUAUAAAUGAAAUUAAAAAUUUAUAUUGCGUUUUUUAUACAUUAAAAUACAUCAUAUAAGAGAAGAUUUUCAACUUAUGCUGGAGGAUAUAGUGAAAGAUACCGGCAACGUGUUUCAUACUGGUUGGUUCAGAUGUUAAUAAGCAACUACAGAAAUGGUUUGUGCUGAGGACACUUGAGCUAAAUACGAGUUAUGUAUCACGUGACACAAACAUGAUGAAGAGCUUCAGGUUUUAUCUUCUCGUUUAUUUAACACUGACAUCGUUAGUGGCCACAAAAGCAAAUACCACACUACCAGCUAAUAACUCAACACUAACAAGUAACCCGUUGUCUAGUGAGAGCCCCACCACUCUCCACACUAACACGACGGUGUCACCUCACACAGAGACACAAGCAACUGACCAGUUGAAAGACAACUCGCUAGUCUCACACAAUGAAACCCAAAUACCUGCAAUAGGAAACGGGACUCCGAAUGAAAACGAUGGGGAACUUCAAAUCACGAUAGCACCGGAACGCGACACACAAACACAUGAUCAAAGGAAUACAGAAAGCACCACCACUAGCAGCACCACGACUAGAAGCACAAAAAGUACCAGCGCCACGACUAGAAGCACAAAAAGUACCAGCGCCACGACUAGAAGCACUAAUACCAGCAGCACCACGACUAGCAGCACCACAAUGAACACCAACACACAGCAGUCGCCAUUUUUUGUAUCUCCCAACAAAAGUUUGAUCAGUGGCGGUACGUGGAUCAACAUCACAGGUCAAUCUCUCACCAGCAGAACUGUUGUAUAUCUGGAUGUCAGCUAUGAACCCACAACCAACACGACAUUUGAAUGUAACUCACCAGCUGAUACAACAGAAAUACUAUGUCGAUCUCCCAACCUUGCUGGGUCGAUCACACAAAACCUUUUCACCCCCAAAGGUUUUGUGACCUACCCUCUAGUCAUUCAGCCCGACGGUCAAGAGAAGCACACCGUCACAUUCGAGAUCCACCCAAACCCCAGUUUUCACCAGCUUCUUGUACACGGAAUUAAAGUUUUCCAGUACAAUGACACGUUUGUUGUGUUUAUUUUAAGGGGCAAUAGAAUUCCAUCAUGGUUGCAGAUGGAAGAUAUAAAAAUAGAAAUUGAAGAUUUAAACUGCGAAGUUUUUGAGGCAAGCGCAACAGAUUUAAUUUGCAGUAGUCAGGAAGUCAACCUACACAACCAAAAGUAUAACCCUAACACUGAUCAUGUGAUACAAUCACCGAAAUUGGUCACUGACUCCCAGCUAAAUGCAGUUGCUGAUGGUACUAAACAAGCACUUACCAAGGCACUGAAAAAACUCAGCGCUAAUUUAUCCAGAUUUCUAAACAACGAGACGUCGAAUGAACCGCUUUACGUGAAUGUUUCCAUCACACUGGGCAACUUCAAGGAUAACCACACGGUUACUCUACAUUGGCACCAGGUGAAUGUCGGCGACCCCAUGCUGUCUAUAUUUGCUGCUGUCGGCGGCUGUUCCUCGGCUGUUUUGUUAGCUGUUUGCUUGCUGGUCAUUCUGCGAUCGAAGUCUAAAGCCAAGAAAGAGAUGAAUGGGCGCAACAGUACUCAACAAGGUAUUUUUUUUAUCUUGCUAUCUAUUUCAAAACUUGAACACUAACCAUCAAGGUGCUUUUUAUCUGGCUACCUUUUUAAA